Molecule: messenger RNA, 3419 nt
Organism: Acanthoscelides obtectus
Lineage: Eukaryota; Metazoa; Arthropoda; Insecta; Coleoptera; Chrysomelidae
Source: the annotation of a GenBank genome assembly
UCAUCGGUCUUCGGCAGCACAUAUCCCACCACCUGGAGCACACCGUACUUCCCUUCCCCUGCCUUCCAGGGGAUCCGGGGCCCUCGCCGUUUCGACGUCGUGACGCCCGCCGAUCUAACCGUGUUCUCUGAUCAUUAUGACUCAAGAUGACACGGUAGUCGCGCGCGUUCUAAAUGCAAGCACGGAACUGCUAUCGCGAACGGGAUAUACCACCGGGCAGUACUGAACGCAGAGAUUAAACGUGCGAUACUUCUGUGGAUGCAGGGAUUUGAAUUGUUUUGAGGGAUUUUUUCAUAUCCAGGAAGGUUUAGAAGAAAGUACAGUUUGUUCGAUCAUUGCAAGAAGAUAUAUGAGCGAUAAUGUCGGGAUUCAAACGAAGCCCCAGCAAAUUCUCCUGGGACAGCGAAUUCCUAGAACUUCGCGAGACAUGCGCCAGUCCGGGCAGCCAAGAUUCCGGCUUCUCAGAUACGGAAAUACACUCGAACUUUCAUAACAGGCGAUCAAGGAAUAGCGAGAGGCUGGUGAAGAGCGACACUAAGGCAAAAAAAACCGCGUCCAGUUGAGGUGAACUUCUACUCGGAGCCUACUGAGAGGCGUAGGUGUGAAGCUAGAUGCGAAAAAGUUAGCAAGAAGUUGUUCAAUGAAGUCAGCAAGGAGUUGGAGGAGCCGAAAGAUCCAGAAAAAGUGAACAAGAAGCUAUUCAACGAUGAAACCAAAGACACCAUGUACUACCUCGAAUUGAACCGAAAAUUCCGCUUUUUCUCCCCGAAACCAACCCGAAGAUUCUUCAAGCGCGAUAACUGCCCUCCAUUCAAUUGCCACACGUUUUGCGGCAAGACAAAAUCGCCCAAAAAGAUCCUGGACGCGGACUUUAAGUCUCUGUCAGUCCCUACCCCUUUACAUACCGAAGAAUGUGCUCAUCAAUAUUCCAGCAACGUUCAAGAAACAUCAAGCGGCAGCACACGCGAUUCGUAUGCUUAUUGUUCCGAUAAUUCCUGCGGAGAAGCACCAUCCAAAGGUGAAGAAACGUCAAGUAGCGGUGCACAAGACUCUUACGGUUCUGACAAUUCCUUCGAAGAAGCGCCUUCCAAAUGUGAGGAAACCUCUGAAGAGAAGAAGAAUGGGGACGGAUCUUCAGAUUCGGAGGUGAUUGGGAGGGUCAGUGAUGGUGAGAGUGAUUUCGACAGUGACGUAGAGAGGGAGUUCGAGAGGAACUUUGAGUGCAAGACGACGCAUACUUCCACGCCCAAGUGGGAGGAUGAUAUGGGGAGGAGCAGGAACAGGAAGGAGAGUCUGCCGUUGAAUCUGUUCCUCAAAUAUCAACACGAAAGGGUGCCUCCGAUUCCUGUGCAACCAUCUGAAGUGUCAAACGAAGCAGUGAAGAUGUGGCUGAACGACGCUCGACAAAGUUUCGAACAAGAAUGCACGACUACCCUUCAGUGCAAGUCGGUGACCGCAGAGCUCAACCAGAAGGUCUAUCAUCUAGCUGCUUGCUGCUCAACUAUAGUUAGAGCCAUGUUAUGUGACGCUAGGAGAAUUGAGAUAGAGUACGAGAAGCUUAACGGAGAAACAGUGCACAUUGAAUCUUUGGUGCAAAGUUUAACCGGCAAUAUUUUGGAAUUCGUGAAGACACACAGAAAUAAGCUCCCAGCAGCGAUAGCACAGUUAGCCGAUAAGAUACGUUUGCACAGGUUUGAAGAUACGCUGAACCUGAUUGCCAGACUAUACUCUGCAUGGGAGGAUAUCAAAAAUGAACUCGUAGAAGAAGAGAUUGGGAAAAUCGUCGCUAGAGUCGAAAGUCCUACAUCUGAACUGGACCUUAGGGCUACUAUCACUGCUGUUACCUCGUUGGCUUUGAGGCACGAAGAACUGAUUGACUUGUUCAUCAAAGCAGACCUUGUUUCAGCUUUACUGAUACUUUGCGAGAAAUGUGAAGGUUCAUCCUUGAGAAGCCUAAUCUUGCGCACCCUGGCGACGAUGUGUUGCAACUCCGCUGCCGUAAGGCAAUUCGAACGCUUCUCUGGUAUUUUCUUGAUCACCGAAACCUUAGAAGAAGACUUCCGACCUGAACCAGAGCGAGCUGAAGCGAUAGCGCUUCUUGUCCAGGUUUCUGCGCCUUGGCUGGAAGACAACCAAUCCAUAAAGGGCCUUAAGGAGUAUUCCUAUCGGUUAGUCAAAGCGUUGACCAGGUUCUCCAAAGACACAAAGUGCUGCCAGAAUUUGCUGUUGAGCACUGCGGCUCUAGCGAACGUAAGUGCAAUGGACCCCGAAGCUGCCAAAUAUAUGAUCAAGUGUCAUACGAUAAUCCAUCUGGUGGAAUGCAUCAAAACCAAAGUAUCUGUGUACCUACUGGAGCAAGUUGCUACGCUUAUCGCUAAUAUUUCGUCUACUGAACUAGCCAGGAAGCAUCUCAUAGGUAAGACAUACCAUGCAGACGGUAAUUUCGAUCAUAAAAAUAUGAAAUGUCUAUGAAACGUAAAGAAACCGGGGAAAAUCGUACUUUAUAACUUUGAACAUAACCUAUCUUUAAAAAGGACAAUACAAAUAACUCGCCUGGUACAGGUAAUAGAUGGGUAGCAUAAGUAAUAUCCCCAAAUAGCAAAUAUUACUGAUUUUAUACAUACAUUCUCCAAACAAUCAUCCAGAUGCGAUCUUGCUACUCAACGAAUUUUCUUUGUCACAUCUUCUCAGAGGUAUACUCUAGACUACCUCGGCAUUCUGCAACCGACAAAGCGUGUUGGGGGAACUGACGCCUUUGGUGACGCUCACAACGAGCAAUAGCAGAAUGCACUAUUUGCACUCUAGGAACUAUCUAGCCAGCAAACUGACAUUUUGUCGUUUUUUUUUUGACAUUAUAUAGGUGUUCUACGUAAUAACCUUGCCGUUUGCCAAAGUUGUGUAACCAGAGAUUUCGGCAAACGACAAGCGCGUGGUUCAGACAUUAAAAGCUCCUACUGACAAGGUAAAAUAAUUCUGUACAACUUUCACACAUUUAUAGAUCUAAGAACCCCAAGUCUGCUGCUCCAAUUUUUGAGGGUGCAGUAUGAGGAAGAGGCUACUAAAAGACUGCAACAGAAAAGUGUGAUAGCCUUGAGCAGGUUAAGCGGAACGAAAGAUGGUGCUGAGCAGGUGGUGGAUUGUGGAGGAGUGGAUAAACUAGUCAGACUGUGCAGGGAGAGGAAAGAGCGGUUCGACAGCGAUGCUGUUUUGGUGGCAGCAUUGGCAACACUUAGGAAAAUAGCAGACCACUGCGGGAUUGAAGUGCUGAACGCGCAAGACGCUCAAGAGCUCGUGCAACCAAAGCUACUAGACUCGUUCUUGACAUAUUCUGCUCAGAACGAAAGUUAUGUAUAGAUAAGAGGACUUUUAUAUCGUUGUUAUUGUUUAUAUAGAAAUAAAGUUUAUUUCCAUUUGUUUUA